Messenger RNA from Pocillopora damicornis (cauliflower coral), 5092 nucleotides. RefSeq names its product phosphatidylinositol 3,4,5-trisphosphate 3-phosphatase and dual-specificity protein phosphatase PTEN. Gene Ontology annotation, cellular component: cytosol; cell projection; nucleus. Gene Ontology annotation, biological process: negative regulation of cell population proliferation; protein dephosphorylation; phosphatidylinositol 3-kinase/protein kinase B signal transduction. Lineage: Eukaryota; Metazoa; Cnidaria; Anthozoa; Scleractinia; Pocilloporidae. Gene Ontology annotation, molecular function: phosphatidylinositol-3,4,5-trisphosphate 3-phosphatase activity; protein tyrosine phosphatase activity. The record is from RefSeq and is a predicted model, not a curated record.
GAACUUUUAAUUUGCUAAAAACAACUCAAAUGUGUUGAUGCAAAUUUAAAUGUUACUAAGUUACGUAGGAAAGCAAUCGGAAAGGUAAAAAUUCAGUGAACGUACAUUUAGGUUAUAAUUUCGCUCAAGUCCUUGGUCUCGCCUGGUUUUCUGUCCUAUUUUCAGUGUAUUUACCAGUGAAUGACUUGAAAUAACUGUGGUAAAUAUCAGCUUGGAAAAAAAGCGUAAAUUGUCUUGAUUUUUAGCGGAGUUACACGUUCACGACACGAUCGAGAUACAAUUCCCAAGAAUUUUUGCUUAAACGAGGAUCUACAUAAACACUGAAGAUUGGAUCCAAGACUCCAUUUAUUCAAGUACACUCACAGAUGCACUGAGAAGUUUCUGGGGAAUAUUUACAGAACUCACAACAAUCAAAGCAAUCUGUCGUUGUCGAGAUGGGAAUCAUUUUCGAAAUUCUGAAGCACUGUGUCAGCAAAGAAAAAAGAAGAUUCACAGAUGAUGGAUUUGACCUUGAUCUAACUUAUAUUAAACCAAAUAUAGUGGCAAUGGGUUUUCCAUCAGAUAAUCUUGAAGGAGUGUAUAGAAAUCACAUUGAUGAGGUCCUAAGAUUUCUGGAAACAAGGCAUAAAGAUCACUACAAGGUUUACAAUUUAUGUUCUGAAAGAAACUAUGAUCCAAUCAAGUUUAAAAACAGAGUUGCCACCUACCCAUUUGACGACCACAAUGCACCUCCAUUUGAGCUGAUUGAGCCAUUUUGUGUUGAUGUGCAUGAAUUUCUGAAUGAGAGUGAGCAGAAUGUAGCUUUUAUUCACUGCAAAGCUGGCAAGGGCCGGACAGGAGUUAUGAUAUGUGCAUAUUUGCUUCACAAUAAACAUUUUUUUGAGAGUGAUGGGGCACUAAAGUAUUAUGGAGAAGCAAGAACAAGAAAUGCAAAAGGUGUAACAAUUCCCAGUCAAAGGAGAUAUGUUCUUUACUACAAUCAUCUUCUUACACAUGGACUGGAGUAUACUCGCACAAUGGUAUUACUGAAGAAAAUUGAGAUGCUUUCUGAUCAAACCCUCUUAAACACCUUUAAUCCAUAUUACAUCAUUUGGCAACAGAAGGUGAACCUUUAUCAGUCUAAAGUUACUGAGGGAAGGAAAUGUGACAAAGGAUUUAUGUUUGAGCCGAGUCAACCAAUUCCAAUUUGUGGUGACAUCAAGAUCGAAUUCUUCCAUAAAGACAUGUUUAAAAAGGAGAGACUUUUCCAGUUUUGGUUUAACACAUUCUUCAUAAGUCAAGCUGCUUGGACAGAGGAAAUCCAGGAAGAUGAGCCAACUCUUCAUACGUUUGAACUUGAUCCUAAUCUACGCUAUUUUGACAUUGGAAAGGAUAAUCUUGACAAGGCACACAAAGAUGCCAAAGAGAAGAUGUUUAAGUCAGAUUUUAGGAUUCGUGUCACAUUUUCAGAAGUCACAAUGAUGCGGGUAGCAAGUGUAGAAAGUGCAGCAAGUGCAGCAAGUGCAUCAGUUUCAUCAAUUGCAUCAAGUGCAUCAUUGCCUAGGAAACAUGUACGGGGGUUAUCAUCAAGGACCUCGAAAAGUCGCUCUAUGGAUUCACUAGAAACUGUUGGUCAGGAAAAUGCAGAGGAUGACUUUUCAGACUCUGACACUGAGGUGAAGUGGGAUUUAGAAGACCAAAGGAGCUCUGUAGUUGAAUAUGUUUAAAAAAUAGAAAUCUGGUAGUUCUGAGGAAAUUUCUAGGACCAUAAAUUAUAAUUUUUGUAAUAAAUAGGCCAGUAUGACUUUGUUUUGGCAGUAUUAGGUGAGUUUAAUGUACUUGUACAUUGUUUGAAAUAUAGCAAUUCAAAACUACAUGUUAUGUGAGUAGAUACAGUACUUCAUCAGGAUGCCUGUACAUAUAUUCUAACUCUGAAUCUCUUACGGAUAGAAAUAAUAUUGUUUUUGUGCGAUACUGGUUGGAUUUAGUACCCUGUUUCCAAAAGGUCCUUUACUGUUCACUUUCGAUCAUUUGGUGGCCAGUGGAAAGGAGAAAAUUUUGGCAGCAUAAUUUACUAAUUUGGUGACUUGAUUGACUACAAUAACAUGCUUGUCUGGUAGUUAUUCCUAUGGUCACCAAAAGGUUUGCUUUUUACAUUUGUUAUUGCUUGUUUUCAUGGAAACUUGGCUAUGUGAAAAAGAAAUAGAUAUAUUUUGUCAUGUUAAAUGUUGUGACUUUGUUUAUAAAAAUUAUUUUGAAGGAACUUGAUUUCACCAAAAAAAAAAAAAGAUGUGAAGAGCUGAUCCACGUGAAAAAACUAAGGCAGCAAAAUUUUAUCAUGUUAUUUUGGAGUAAAGUAUUCAACAGUGCUGUAUCUGUAAACUGUGAUUACAAGAUAGAUUUAUUUUAAAAAUUUAUCUCUUUUUUACAUUGAAAGUAUAACUUGGUUUAUAGAAGCUCUUGAAACAGACUGCAGAGUCAGUUUCUUUUUGUAAUCAUAAAAAACAUGUAUCAAAACAUUUAGUAUUCUUAUGAAUUCAUCUUUGUAAGAUUUUCCUUCAUCUUUUUAUGUUUUGUUUUUGUAAAUGAUCAAAUGUCAGGUGGCAUUGAAAUAAGUACUGAUAAAUAGUUUUUUUCAUAUAAUUAAAGUAAUUGAAUUGGACCAUUUUGUACAUCUCAGUAAAAGGAAAAUAUAUAGUUUGUUUAUUUGUGUGCCUAUGCAACAUUUACUGGACAAAAAUGUAAAUUAUUUGUUGGAGAUCACUUUUCAUACUUACAUUCCAAGGGUGGAUCCAGGAUUUAGUGAAGGUGGAUUUGGAUAAAUGUCUACUGAAAGGUGGAGAAUUCCAGGGUGAAGGUGUUAAAAAAGUUAUGAAGUGUUUUAAGGGAUAAUUGCAGAAAAAAAAAACUGAGGAAUAUGCAUGUGUAUCAAUGUUUUUCAGGUCAGUGUUGGGGGGUGUUACCAAACCACCUAAACCACCUCUGGAUCUGUCCCAGCAUUCUAGGCAUGAGUGUAAAUCUCAGUGCAACUGUUUUCUUUAUCCUCUAUCUGGUACAGCUGAAGGUUCCAAUAUUACACUUUUAAUCAAAAUGAUAAUGACCAUUCCCCAAGGCUUAGUGGCCACCAAAAAGGAUAAUCCUUUACUAAAAGGGAAUGAAAAAGUGUAGUUUCCUAAAUGGUUUAUUCCAUAAUUAGCUCACUCUCAGUCUGUGAUUUUAGACUUGUCUCAUGAGGAGAAUUUUACAAAAGCAUUACGGAGUUUUUUUUUUCUUCUUAUUUUUUUGGAUACCCCAAUUAGCUUCUAAAGUGGCAAAGAUUUCAAUGUGCAUUGAAUAUCAAUAAAAUAUUUGCAAUGUUCCUAUGAUGGGGUCACCAAAAAGCAAAUAGGUGUCUCAAAAGAAGAUGAAACUCUUGAAAAGUUUUCAAGAUUUCAAUUGUCAUUGGAUAUGUGUUAUGCCUUUAUUUUCAUCUAUUAGUUGAGGUGUAAAUAAUUGAGUGAAUAAUAUGUAAAUACCUCAUCUUCAGUUAGCCUACCAGCAGGCACUCAUUAUUAGGUUGAGACCUUGACCACAGCCAGCAAAGAAUCUGGUACUUCUAGUGCAAUAUCUCUCACAGACCUUUCCCAGCUCACCACAAACUUUUUAACCAUUUAACUCCCAGAUCAAACUUGUAAUUCUUCUCACUGUCGGUCAUACAAUUCUUAUAAUGUUAAUUCAGAGAAUUUAGUAUUGGAUCAACUAGUUAUCUCCAAAUUGAUAGUUUUCUUUAUUCUCACUACUUAUCUGCUUGAUAAUGUAUUGAUCUUGUAAGGAGAAAUUCUGUCUUGAACACUCAUGGGAGUUAAAAGGUUAAAAGGCAAAGAAAUGCUUGUCUCACAGUGUUAGUCAUGAUGACCUUCUUGUUGGCUAUUCCUAAUUUUUUCGAUGGAAAUCCUUUGGAAAACAAUCAGAGAUUUUUUUUGAUAUGAUAACAAAUUCUGAGCAGUAUAUUAGUAAGGUUUGAUUGCUAGCCAGUGAGAUGUAGCUGUCAGAUCUGAAACUAUUUAAAUUUUACUCUCACUAGGUAGCCAUUGUCUUGCUAUUAUUUUUAAAUAAAAAGUCAAUGAAAGAAACAUGCUUAACCAUUAAGUUUCUUUCAAAAUAGAUAUUAUGUUGUUGUACAUCCCAUUGCAACACGUUUUUGGCAAAAUACAAAUAUAGUUGAAUUAUAUUGCCAAUUAUUUUUGCAGCUAUUUUUGUAUGUCAGAGGUUGUUUAUGAAAGUGUUGUUUGAAAAGGUUUGAUUUGCUGUUUUCUAGCUUGAACUUUAACUACUUUGUAGGCACAAGUGAUUUUUUUCAAUGAUAUAUGUUAAAUUUUACUGCAUGGUUAGGUUUCACUUCAACUGCUAGGGGCAUGAACCUUGGUAUGAAAGUGUUGUUUGAAAAGGUUCAACUUGCUGUUUUCUAGCUUGAACUUAAAUUACUUUGUAGGCACAAGUGAUUUUUUCAAUGAUAUAUGUUCAAUUUCAAUGUAUGGGGAGUUUUCACCUCAAUUACCAGAGCAAUGAACCUUGCCCCACCCCUAGCCCCCCCUCCCUCCCCCUCAUCAAACCUCUUUGUGGAUUUAGUACUUUAAUUUUAAAAAUGUUUCAUCUUGACUUUCUUUAUUUAAACUCCACCCCAUUGCAUAAAAGAGAAAAAGAAAACAAGAAAUUUCUGAUGUUAGAAUGUGGUAUAGUUUCUAGUGAAAUAAGUAUGCAUUGUGCCUUGUUUGCAUCAUGGCUUUCCUCAGGACAGCUCUUAUUGAAUUAUGUGAAUAAACAGACUGACUGAGUAACAAUUGAUUGUUUUCUGAACUGAUCAUCAAUAAAACUAACCAAAUUGUUUUUGCAAUGUUGGUCUGGCUCUCUAUAUAGUUAUCGAACUUUACUUAGACCCAUUAGUCGGCAGGAAUUUCUAUCCAAGCAAAAUGUCAUGUAUCAUUCAGCUGUAUUUUAGAAUUAUCCUUAAUAACUUAACAAAAAAUUAUUCUAGAAUAGUAAAUACUAUUCCAGCAUUGACUUAUGUUGCCAUAUGUGAUAUUUUUGAUAAGCUGUAACCACAAUCAGAAUAAAGGCGUGUAAUCAAAUUCAA